AUGCUAGUUAAUAAAAGACAAACACCAUGUAUACUUGUGUCCUUCUUCAUUGGGCUCGUUUUUUUCACUAUUUUGAAUAUCUCUAAAGAGCACAUUAAUCUGGACUCUAUAAGCAAGCAUUUUUCUUCGGUAACUCUGGCCAAGACUGAACCUAAAGGGUCUAUGGCUUCCAAGGCUAGGAAGGCAUUUAAAAAGAAGGUCUACAUUGACGAUGAAUUCGAGUAUUCCAAGAUUACAUACGCCAAUACCAAGCUAGUGAAUUCGGAGACUGAUAAGAGCAUGUUGAUAGUGUCGAGCAUUGGAAGUAAAGAUAGUUACGGUAAGGACAAGGCAUUUGAGGAUUUGAUGAACACGAUUGGGCUGAUCGACUACGAAGCGAAUUCGAUUUCUUUGGGGUUCUUGGUGGGCGAAAAAGAAGAGUUUGGUAAAGUGGAAACGUUUUUGGACAACUACUUCAACAAUUUAGCCAAGACUGAUGCAAACAACAAAAAAUCAUUGGCUCAAUAUGUUAACAAGGUGACAUUACUCACGGCACCAUUUAUAGAUAAGGCGUUCCAAAGUAUUGACAGAAACGACAGACAUAAUGAUAAUUUACAAAGGUUGAGAAGAAGGUCUAUUGCGAGAUCCAGAAACUUUUUGUUGCUCCACUCUUUGCAGAACGAGAAGUAUACGCUAUUCAUUGACUCAGAUAUCGUAAAGAUCCACCAUCCACAUAUGAUCAAGACAUUCAUUGCCUCUGGCAAAGAUAUCAUAGUUCCUAGAAUUAUCCGUGGAGAUCUUCAGGAUUACGAUAAAAACUCGUGGGUCGGCGAAAGAACAGUUCCAUCCCCUGAACAAUAUAAAAAGUUGGAUCUGAACGAUUGGGAUAAUUGGGACUAUGUUCCAAGAGAUGUGGAUGACAAAAUGAUGCACUUCGAUAAAUUCAUAGAGAAGCAUAAGGACGACCCAAUGACCCAUCCAGCUAAUAGGCCAGAUUACUUGAUGAAAUUGGACUCGGUCGGGGGUGCCAUUCUUUUCCUGAAAUCGGUAAUCUACAAACAAGGUGUUGUCUUUCCACCAAACUAUAUUAUCGGUACUACUUGGGGUCGUUUGGAAGGUUACGACGGUAUUGAAACUGAAGGGUUAUGUUAUAUAGCAAAGUCAUUAGGCUAUGGAUGUUUCGGUAUGCCAAACAUGGUUGCCGAACAUUCUGCAGAAUAG
Messenger RNA from Debaryomyces fabryi, 1200 nucleotides. RefSeq lists its product as uncharacterized. Gene Ontology annotation, biological process: cell wall mannoprotein biosynthetic process; protein N-linked glycosylation. Bases 1 to 1200 code for a protein of 399 amino acids. Gene Ontology annotation, molecular function: alpha-1,6-mannosyltransferase activity. The transcript has a single exon. The record is from RefSeq and is a predicted model, not a curated record. Gene Ontology annotation, cellular component: mannan polymerase complex. Lineage: Eukaryota; Fungi; Ascomycota; Pichiomycetes; Serinales; Debaryomycetaceae.